Molecule: messenger RNA, 1801 nt
Organism: Glycine soja
Lineage: Eukaryota; Viridiplantae; Streptophyta; Magnoliopsida; Fabales; Fabaceae
Product: cytochrome P450 CYP82D47-like
Exons: 2
Coding region: 23-1615 (530 amino acids)
Biological process (GO): defense response to other organism
Molecular function (GO): monooxygenase activity; oxidoreductase activity, acting on paired donors, with incorporation or reduction of molecular oxygen; iron ion binding
Source: RefSeq, a predicted model, not a curated record
UUGUGGCUUCUCAACCCUCCUCAUGGAUCCCGCUUCAUAUGUCCAAACUAUUGCAGGAAUCUUAGCAUUGUUAAUUGCAUACAUUUUGUUUAGGUCCGUUAAAUCUCCUAAUGGAUCUAAACAAAGAAAGGGUAACCAAGUACCCGAACCUCGUGGUGCUUUACCUUUCAUAGGUCAUCUCCAUCUUCUCAAUGCUAGAAAACCGUAUUUCAGGACCUUUUCGGCCAUUGCUGAGAAAUAUGGUCCAAUUUUCAUUCUCAAAUUGGGUUGCCACCCCACCUUAGUCGUGAAUAGCAGGGAAAUUGCCAAGGAGUGCCUCACAACUAAUGACAAAGUUUUUGCCUCAAGGCCUAUCACAUCAGCAGGGAAAAUCUUAGGUUACAACAAUGCAGUUUUUGGUUUUUCCCCUUAUGGGAAGUAUUGGCGCGAAAUUAGAAAAAUGGCCAUCCUUGAGAUCCUCUCAAGCUAUAAGCUUGAAAAGCUAAAGCAUGUGAGAGACACUGAAACAUUGUCUCUUGUCAAAGACCUGUACUCAUCAAUAUCAUGUCCAAAGAACGUGAAUGGCUCAACAACUCACGUGCCUAUAAGCAAUUUAUUGGAGCACAUGUCCUUCAAUAUAAUUGUGAGGAUGAUAGCUGGGAAGAGAUUUGGAGGGGACACAGUUAAUCAAGAAGACAAUGAGGCAUGGAGGCUAAGAAACGCUAUCAAAGAUGCCACAUAUCUAUGUGGUGUUUUUGUGGCAGCUGAUGCUAUUCCAUCCCUUAGUUGGAUUGAUUUCCAAGGGUAUGUGAGUUUCAUGAAGAGGACUAAUAAGGAAAUAGACCUUAUUCUUGAGAAGUGGCUGGAAGAACAUCUAAGAAAGAGAGGUGAGGAGAAGGACGGUAAAUGUGAAAGCGACUUCAUGGAUGUGAUGAUAUCUGCUUUCCAAGAGGAAGAAGAGAUUUGUGGUUAUAAGCGGGAGAUGGUUAUCAAAGCAACAUCAGUGCUUCUUAUCCUUACUGCCUCAGGAAGCACAGCCAUAACACUAACAUGGGCACUCUCCUUGCUCCUAAACCAUCCAAAGGUCCUAAAAGCAGCCCAAAAAGAACUGGACACCCAUUUAGGAAAAGAAAGAUGGGUCCAAGAAUCUGACAUAGAAAACCUCACUUAUCUACAAGCCAUUAUCAAAGAGACCCUUCGUUUGUACCCUCCAGCACCUUUAACUGGGAUAAGGGAAGUUAUGGAGGAUUGUUGUGUGGCCGGGUACCAUGUCCCAAAGGGAACACGUUUGCUUAUUAACCUAUGGAACUUGCAAAGGGAUCCAAAAGUUUGGCCCAACCCUAAUAAGUUUGAACCCGAGAGGUUCCUCACCACUCAUCAUGACAUUAACUUUAUGAGUCAAAACUUCGAGUUGAUCCCAUUUAGCAUUGGAAGAAGGUCAUGUCCUGGAAUGACAUUUGGGUUGCAAGUCUUGCACUUGACUCUGGCUCGAUUGCUUCAAGGGUUUGAUAUUUGCACAAAGGAUGGAGCUGAGGUUGAUAUGACUGAAGGGUUAGGAGUAGCUUUGCCUAAGGAACACGGACUUCAAGUUAUGCUCCAACCACGUCUUCCAUUGGGGCUUUAUGAACGACUUUGAAUAAAGUUUGUGAAAGUUAAAUGUAAUAUUUUUAUUCUCAUAUAUUGCAUCCCUCAAUAAUUUGACUGUACUUUGGGUUGUGAUGUCUUAUUUUACCAGUCGUUUAUGUAGUUCAAUUGUAACAAUUAGUAGUACGUAUUGGAAUAUUAAAAAAUUGAUAAUGUAUUUGUAUGGUGCAUAAUGUUA